This is a messenger RNA of Acanthosepion pharaonis, 1800 nucleotides long. NCBI's taxonomy places the organism in Eukaryota, Metazoa, Mollusca, Cephalopoda, Sepiida, Sepiidae. The record is from the annotation of a GenBank genome assembly.
AUGCUUUUUGUUAAAGAAAUCAUUUCUCUUCUGUCAGUAAAUUGGAGCCCCCCACUCCCUUUGCUUAAACAGCUCACAUGUACAAUCAAAAAUCCAUUAAAACGACUUUUGUGUCGCACACACUUAUUCUUUCUUUCUUUCUUUCUUUCUUUCUUUCUUUCUUUCUUUCUUUCUGCCAGUUGCUUAUUCAUUCUCUAUUUCUUUGACUCGUUCGAGUUUUCUCUUUCUUUUUUUGUUCUUCGUUUUGUUGUUUUUUUCUUCCAAAAGCGCAGUUUUUUAAACAUUUUAUUUCUUUCUUUCUCUCUCUCUGUUUCUCUCACUAUUUGCGACAAAGAUUUUUCUCUUGUUUUUCUUUAUUUCUCUCUCUUCCAGUUACUUAUACCCUAUCUCUAUUUUCGUGUCUCUUUUGCGUUUGCGUUUCCUUUCUUUCUUUCUUUCUUUCUUUCUUUCUUUCUUUCUUUCUUUCUUCAAAAUGCUCAUUUUUCACGCGUUUUUUUUAUUCCUCUCUCUCUCACGCUUGCUUGUAUCUGUCACUGGUUAUCUCAUUCUCUCUCUCACUCUGUCUCUCCUCGGCGUUUGCUCUUUCUUUCUUUCUUUCUUUCUUUCUUCCAAACGCUUAUUUCUCUCUCUUUUUUUAAAAAAUUAUUUCUCUCUCUUUCUCCCUCCUUCCGUAUUUCUUUUUCUCUCAAAACUCCGCUCAUUUUUCUUUGUUUCAUUCUCCCAAAUGCAGAUUUUUUACUCGUUUUUAUUUCUCUCUCUCUCUCUCUCUCUCUCUCUCUCUCACUUGCUAAUUAUCUCUCAAUGUUUCUCCCAUCCCCUCACACUGUGGUACUUACCCUUUCUUUCUUUCUUUCUUUCUUUCUUUCUUUCUUUCUUUCUUUCUUUCACUACCUCAUCUUCUUAUUUUCUCUAAUUCACACACAUGAAUUAACGUUAUCUAUCUAUCUAUCUAUCUAUCUAUCUAUCUAUCUAUCUAUCUAUCUAUCUAUCUAUGUAUUAUGUGUCACUAUCACUGAAAUCUAUCCAUCUAUCUAUCUAUCUAUCUAUCUAUCUAUCUAUCUAUCCAUCUAUCUCAUUCAUGCUCACUUUCUAUCUAUCUAUCUAUCUAUCCAUUCAUCCAUCUAUCCAUCUAUCUAUCUAUCUCAUUCUGUUCAUUUUCAUCCAUCUAUCUAUCUAUCCAUCCAUCUAUCUAUCCAUCUAUCUAUCUAUCUAUCUCAUUCUGCUCACUUUCAUCUAUCCUAUCCAUCUAUCUAUCUCAUUCUGUUCAUCUAUCCAUCCAUUCAUCUCAUUCUGCUCACUUUCAUCUAUCCAUCUAUCUAUUCAUCUAUCUAUCUAUCUAUCUAUCUAUCUAUCUCAUUCUGUUCAUCUAUCUUCUAUCUAUCUAUCUAUCUCAUUCUGCUCACUUUCUAUCUAUCUAUCUAUCUAUCUAUCUAUCUAUCUAUCUAUCUAUCUAUCUCAUUCUGCUCACUUUCUAUCUAUCUAUCUAUCUAUCUAUCUAUCUAUCUAUCUAUCUAUCUAUCUAUCUCAUUCUGUUCAUCUAUCUAUCUAUCUAUCUAUCUAUCUAUCUAUCUAUCUAUCUAUCUAUCUAUCUAUCUAUCUCAUUCUGCUCACUUUCUAUCUAUCUAUCUAUCUAUCUAUCUAUCUAUCUAUCUAUCUAUCUAUCUAUCUAUCUCAUUCUGCUCACUUUCUAUCUAUCUAUCUAUCUAUCUAUCUAUCUAUCUAUCUAUCUAUCUAUCUAUCUCAUUCUGUUCACUUUCUAUCUAUCUAUCUAUCUAUCUAUCUGAGAGGUCCAUCGAAUAA